This is a messenger RNA of Podarcis raffonei (Aeolian wall lizard), 2122 nucleotides long. RefSeq names its product polymeric immunoglobulin receptor (gene PIGR). Gene Ontology annotation, molecular function: transmembrane signaling receptor activity. Bases 188 to 2083 code for a protein of 631 amino acids. Gene Ontology annotation, cellular component: plasma membrane. The record is from RefSeq and is a predicted model, not a curated record. NCBI's taxonomy places the organism in Eukaryota, Metazoa, Chordata, Lepidosauria, Squamata, Lacertidae. The transcript is spliced from 11 exons.
GUACUUAGGAAGCCCAGGGACAAACAGCCAUAAAGAGUGAAGUGACUCAAGGGUCAGAUUUUUGACACAGUAGGAGGAUAGAACAGAAGAGAAAAGGCGCUUUUUGCACCAGUGGUCUGCUCUGCACAACUAAUCCAGAAUUUUGUAUGAGAAGCCCGGGAUCUCAGGUUUAGGACCCUUGAGUAAAAUGGCCGUCCUGGCCUUCAUCUUUUUGUUGGCCUUUGUCCAAGCUGAAUCUGCAAGCCUUUUAACUUCAAGUCCCAUAUUUGGACCACGGCAGGUGACUGGGUUGCUUGGAGGCUCAGUGACUGUGAAAUGCUUUUACCCUCCCACUAGUGUGAAUAGACACAGCAGGAAGUACUGGUGCAAGGAAUCAACACGGCAAUGUUCAACCAUCAUUUCUAGCAAUGGCUAUGUUGCUGGAGCGUUCAAAGGCAGAGCCUUAAUAACAGACUUUCCAGAGAAUGGCAUAUUCACUAUAUUAAUAUCAGAGCUUAGAAGAGGAGACAUGGGGAUGUACAAAUGUGGUGUUUCACUAAAUGACAAUGGACUGUCUUUCAGAGUGAAGCUGGAUGUUUCCGAAGAUUCAACAGUUCCGGAUGAAGCUCAACUCAUUUAUGUUGAGCAGCAUGGAUCAGUGACUAUGAACUGUGACUUGGGUGCGCAAUAUGCAAGUGCUCGGAAGUACCUGUGCAAGAUGUCAAAGAAUGAUUGCUACACUGUUAUUGACUCGUAUGGAAAAAUUGACCCAGCCUACGAAGGAAGAGUUAUGCUGACCUUUCUUGGGACUCCUGGAUCAUUCAGUAUCUUUAUGACCCAGUUAAAGAAGAAAGAUUCAGGGUCAUAUCUCUGUGGAGCUGGAAUCUAUGGGGCAGGGGGAGAAUCCAAGGAACUGGAUAUACAUGUCUAUGAAGGGUCUUUGGUGCCCAAAGGACAACCUGUAGCAAGAGGAGUCCAAGGUGGAUCAGUGUCUGUUGAAUGCCAUUAUGAUCCAAAAGAGAAUUAUACACGCAAACAGUGGUGCAAGUUAGAAAAAAACAGGUGCCUUCCAUUAAUAAAUGACUUUGGGUAUGUGAUGGAUUCCUAUGAGGGAAGAAUAGUGAUGCAUGAUAACCCAAGUAAUGGAACAUUCACCAUCCUGUUGAACCAACUGAAUGAGAAGGAUGCAGGGUUCUACUGGUGUGUAGUAGAUGGAAAAGAGGAAAGAAGGUCAGCAACAGAGCUGAAGAUUGUAGAAGGGAAACCCAAUUUAGUAAUAAAUAAUGAGAUCAACGCUGUUGUCGGUGCCCCACUGAAACUAUCAUGCUCUUACUCAUGUGAAUAUGCUGAUUAUGAGAAGUAUUGGUGCAAGUGGAAGAAUACUGGAUGUGAACCUCUCGUCUUAUCCACCCAAAAUGAAAACGGCUUGGUGGUUAACUGUGAUGCAACCAACAGAAUUUUGUCGCUGAAUUUUGACCAAGUGUCACGAACAGAUCAAGGGUGGUAUUGGUGUGGAGUCAGACGUGGAGGUCACUAUGCAGAAACAACUGCAAUGCAUCUGGAAGUGCAAGAAGUGUUUCAAAACCCUAAAGAAGAUUCCAGUGCCGACAAAGAACCCAGUGAUAUAAUUCCUGAAGUCAACCCUAGAAGCAGGGGCCUUCCCUUAAAUGAAGCUAAGGAGGCAACUGGAGUUGAGAGCCCCGUAGACAGCCAUGAAGAUAGCAAAAAUUCCUCAGUUCUGGUCUCCACUUUAGUCCCCCUUGGAGUUGUGUUUCUGCUUCUUGUCGCAAUUGGUAUUGUUGUGAAGCGCAAGGUUUUCAAGCAUUCAGAUUUGGUCUCAGUUGGAAGCUACAGGACAAACAUCAGCAUGACAGAUUUUGAGAAUGUGAGACAGUACGGAGCAAAGGACAAUGUAUGCAUGGAAGAUGCUAAUGAGACCCAAUUAGGCACCAUGGAUGAGAAUAUAAUCAGUGGCAGUCCUAAGGAGACUGGUAAACCAAAGAAGACAAAGAGGGGCUCCACGGAGGAAAUUGAGAUGGCUUAUACCACAGUCCUGCUGAAUGAAGGCAACAAGACCCCUGCAAGAAGAGACCAGGAACAAUAGAGCUUUGCAGAUGGCUGAAGAGUUUGAUUGCAAAUGCUU